CGUCCCCCGCCGCUCCGGGCGCGCCACCAUGGGGCCCCGGCUCGGCCUCUGGCUGCUGCUGCUGCCCGCCGCCCUCCUGCUGCACGAGGAGCGCAGUCGGGCCGCCGCGAAGGGUGGCUGCGCUGGCUCCGGCUGCGGGAAGUGUGACUGCCAUGGAGUGAAGGGACAGAAGGGAGAAAGAGGCCUCCCAGGGCUACAAGGAGUCAUCGGCUUUCCCGGAAUGCAAGGACCUGAGGGGCCGCAGGGACCACCAGGACAAAAGGGUGACACCGGAGAGCCAGGGCUGCCCGGCACGAAAGGGACAAGGGGACCUCCAGGAGCCGCCGGCUACCCCGGGAACCCAGGACUUCCUGGUAUUCCUGGCCAAGAUGGUCCCCCAGGUCCCCCAGGUAUCCCCGGAUGCAACGGUACAAAGGGAGAGAGAGGCCCCCUGGGCCCACCUGGAUUGCCUGGAUUCACGGGAAAUCCUGGACCGCCAGGGUUGCCAGGCAUGAAGGGAGAUCCAGGGGAGAUCCUUGGCCACAUCCCCGGGACACUGCUGAAAGGUGAAAGAGGAUUUCCUGGACCCCCCGGCAUUCCAGGCUCCCCAGGAUUGCCGGGGCUGCAAGGACCUGUUGGCCCUCCAGGGUUUACCGGACCCCCGGGUCCCCCAGGCCCCCCUGGCCCCCCAGGUGAAAAGGGCCAAAUGGGCUUAAGUUUCCAAGGACCGAAAGGUGACAAGGGAGAUCAAGGCGUCAGUGGGCCCCCGGGAGUCCCAGGACAAGCUCAAGUGAAGGAGAAAGGGGACUUUGCCACCAAGGGAGAGAAGGGUCAAAAAGGCGAACCUGGAUUUCAGGGAAUUCCAGGGAUUGGCGAGAAAGGCGAACCCGGAAAACCAGGGCCCCGGGGGAAGCCCGGCAAAGACGGCGAGAAGGGGGAAAAGGGGAGCCUGGGCUUCCCUGGAGACUCGGGGUACCCCGGACUCCCCGGCCGCCCAGGCCCACAGGGAGACAAAGGAGAAGCUGGUCCUCCGGGCCCACCUGGCAUCGUGAUUGGCACGGGACCUUUGGGAGAGAAAGGAGAGCGAGGCUUCCCGGGAGCACCGGGGCUCAGAGGAGAGCCGGGCCCUAAAGGUUACCCAGGGAUCCAAGGCCAGCCAGGACUUCCAGGCUUUCCGGUGCCCGGCCAGCCCGGUGCUCCCGGCUUCCCCGGCGAGAGAGGAGAAAAAGGUGACCAGGGACUGCCAGGCGUGUCUUUGCCAGGACCAAGCGGAAAGGACGGGCUCCCAGGCCUUCCCGGCCCCCCGGGGCCCCCCGGGCAGCCAGGCCACACCAACGGCAUCGUGGAGUGUCAGCCCGGGCCACCUGGCGAUCAGGGUCCUCCCGGCACACCAGGGCAGCCGGGAUUGAGUGGUGAAGUCGGAGAGAAAGGUCAGAAGGGAGACAGCUGCCUCGCCUGUGACAUGGAAGGGCUGCGUGGACCCCCCGGGCCACAGGGACCCCCGGGAGAGAUAGGGUUCCCGGGCCAGCCAGGGGCCAAGGGCGACCGCGGGUUCCCCGGCAGGGACGGUCUUGAAGGAUUGCCGGGGCCGCAAGGUGUGCCAGGGCUGAUGGGCCAGCCCGGAGCCAAGGGAGAGCCCGGUGAGAUCUAUUUCGACGCAAGACUCAAGGGAGACAAAGGAGACCCCGGCUUCCCAGGACAGCCCGGCAUGCCAGGGAGAGCGGGGUCCCCCGGGAGAGACGGCCACCCGGGCCUGCCCGGUCCCAAAGGCUCCCCGGGCUCCGUAGGAUUGAAAGGAGAACGCGGCCCCCCUGGGGGUGUCGGCUUCCCUGGGAGUCGUGGUGACAUCGGCCCCCCAGGACCCCCAGGGUUUGGUCCUAUUGGCCCCGCUGGAGACAAAGGACAAGCAGGCUUUCCCGGAAGCCCCGGGUCCCCCGGCCUGCCAGGUCCAAAGGGUGAAGCAGGACGAGUUGUCCCCUUACCUGGCCCCCCUGGGGCAGAAGGACUGCCGGGGUCCCCGGGUUUCCAAGGCCCCCAAGGCGACAGGGGCUUCCCUGGAACCCCAGGACGGCCAGGCCUCCCGGGAGAGAAGGGCGCCGUGGGCCAGCCCGGGAUUGGAUUUCCAGGGCCUCCGGGCCCCCAGGGUGCGGCCGGCUUACCUGGAGACAUGGGACCUCCUGGGAGUCCGGGUCGCCCGGGAUUUAACGGCUCACCUGGCAGCCCAGGUGUGCCAGGCCAAAAGGGGGAGCCUGGCAUUGGUCUGCCAGGACUCAAGGGACUUCCAGGUCUUCCCGGCAUUCCUGGCACGCCUGGAGAGAAGGGGAGCGUCGGGGGACCCGGCAUUCCCGGAGAGCAUGGAGCCAUCGGCCCCCCUGGGCUUCAGGGCAUCCGAGGCGACCCGGGACCUCCUGGAGUACAAGGCCCCGUGGGACCUCCGGGAGCCCCAGGAAUAGGCCCCCCCGGAGCUAUGGGCCCCCCUGGAGGGCAGGGACCGCCGGGCUCAUCAGGUCCUCCUGGCGUGAAAGGAGAGAAGGGUUUCCCUGGCUUCCCGGGACUGGACAUGCCUGGCCCGAAAGGAGACAAAGGUGCCCAAGGACUUCCCGGCUUAACUGGACAGUCGGGGCUCCCCGGGCUUCCUGGCCAGCAGGGCACGCCUGGAAUCCCCGGCUUCCCAGGUCCCAAGGGAGAAAUGGGUGUCAUGGGGACCCCCGGGCAACCGGGCUCACCAGGACCAGCAGGUGCCCCAGGAUUGCCGGGUGAAAAAGGGGACCACGGCUUCCCGGGUUCCUCAGGUCCCAGGGGAGACCCUGGCUUCAAGGGUGACAAAGGAGACGUCGGGCUCCCGGGCAAACCGGGCUCCAUGGAUAAAGUGGACAUGGGCAGCAUGAAAGGACAGAAGGGGGACCAAGGAGAGAAAGGGCAAAUUGGACCAACUGGUGACAAGGGAUCCCGAGGAGACCCUGGAACCCCAGGAGUGCCCGGGAAGGACGGGCAGGCGGGGCACCCAGGACAGCCAGGGCCGAAAGGUGAUCCCGGCAUCAGUGGAACCCCAGGUGCCCCAGGCCUCCCUGGGCCUAAAGGAUCUGUUGGUGGAAUGGGCUUGCCAGGAACCCCGGGAGAGAAGGGCGUGCCUGGCAUCCCUGGCCCCCAGGGCGUCCCUGGCUUACCUGGAGAGAAAGGAGCCAAAGGAGAGAAGGGGCAGGCAGGUCUGCCUGGCAUCGGGAUUCCCGGAAGGCCUGGAGACAAGGGAGACCCGGGGGUGGCCGGAUUCCCAGGAAGCCCCGGAGAGAAGGGGGAGAAAGGCAGCACCGGGAUUCCGGGAAUGCCGGGGUCCCCAGGCCCGAAGGGGUCUCCAGGCAGUGCCGGCUACCCAGGGAGCCCUGGCUUGCCUGGUGAGAAAGGUGACAAAGGUCUCCCCGGAUUGGAUGGUGUCCCUGGCAUCAAAGGAGAAGCAGGUCUUCCUGGGCAGCCUGGUCCCACGGGCCCGGCAGGCCAGAAGGGGGAGCCCGGCAGUGACGGAAUCCCAGGGUCUGCGGGGGAGAAGGGCGAACCAGGUCUGCCAGGAAGAGGAUUCCCAGGAUUCCCAGGGGCCAAAGGAGACAAAGGUUCAAAAGGCGACGUGGGUUUCCCAGGAUUGGCUGGGAGCCCAGGAAUCCCCGGACCCAAAGGCGAGCCAGGAUUCGCGGGUCCUCCCGGGCCCCAAGGACAGCCUGGGCUGCCUGGUGCUCCCGGCCGCCCCAUGGAGGGGCCCAAAGGAGACCGAGGACCUCAGGGACAGCCGGGCCUGCCAGGGCUUCCGGGACCCAUGGGGCCUCCAGGACUCCCCGGGCUGGACGGACUGAAGGGAGACAAGGGGAAUCCAGGCUGGCCAGGUGCCCCUGGGGCUCCAGGGCCCAAGGGGGAUCCAGGCUUCCAGGGCAUGCCGGGCAUUGGCGGCUCUCCAGGGAUCACAGGCUCCAAGGGUGAUAUGGGACCCCCCGGAGUUCCAGGGUUUCAAGGUCAGAAAGGUCUUCCUGGCCUCCAGGGAAUUAAAGGGGAUCAGGGCGAUCAAGGCAUCCCCGGACCUAAAGGUCUCCCAGGGCCCCCUGGCCCCCCAGGUCCUUACGAUAUCAUCAAAGGCGAACCAGGACUCCCAGGCCCUGAGGGUCCCCCAGGUCUGAAAGGGCUUCAGGGACCACCAGGCCCUAAAGGACAGCAAGGCGUGACGGGAUCGGUGGGCUUACCUGGACCGCCCGGUAUUCCUGGCUUCGAUGGGGCCCCUGGCCAGAAAGGAGAGACGGGACCAUUUGGGCCUCCUGGUCCUAGAGGGUUCCCUGGUCCUCCAGGCCCUGACGGGCUGCCAGGAUCCAUGGGGCCCCCAGGCACCCCAUCUGUGGACCAUGGCUUCCUGGUGACCAGGCACAGUCAAACGAUCCACGACCCACAGUGCCCUCCUGGAACCAAAAUUCUCUACCACGGGUACUCCCUGCUCUACGUGCAAGGCAACGAGCGGGCCCACGGCCAGGACUUGGGCACGGCCGGGAGCUGCUUGCGCAAGUUUAGCACCAUGCCCUUCCUGUUCUGCAACAUCAACAACGUGUGCAACUUCGCCUCCCGCAACGACUACUCCUACUGGCUGUCCACCCCCGAGCCCAUGCCCAUGUCCAUGGCGCCCAUCGCCGGCGACAACAUCAGGCCCUUCAUCAGCAGGUGCGCCGUGUGCGAGGCCCCGGCCAUGGUGAUGGCGGUGCACAGUCAGACCAUUCAGAUCCCGCCCUGCCCCAACGGGUGGUCCUCGCUGUGGAUCGGCUACUCCUUCGUGAUGCACACCAGUGCCGGGGCUGAAGGUUCCGGCCAAGCCCUGGCUUCCCCCGGCUCCUGUCUGGAAGAGUUUAGAAGCGCACCGUUCAUCGAGUGCCACGGCCGUGGGACCUGCAACUACUACGCCAACGCGUACAGCUUCUGGCUCGCCACCAUAGAGAGAAGCGAGAUGUUCAAGAAGCCCACGCCGUCCACCUUGAAGGCAGGGGAGCUGCACACGCAUGUCAGCCGGUGCCAAGUCUGUAUGAGAAGAACAUGAGGGAGCCCGCUCUCAGCUGACGUCACAACAUGGUGCUACUCCUCCUCCUCCUCUUUUUUUUUUUUUAACAGCAACGAACCCUAGAAAUAUAUCCUGUGUACCUCACUGUCCAGUAUGAAAACUAUAAAGUGCCUUAGAGGAAUUCGCGUAACUAACACACCCCGCUUCGUUGGCCUCUACUUGCUGAAGGAGAAACAGACAACGAUAAGCUUUCGAUAGUGGCGUACAAAUGGCACUCUGGAUGCAAUAAAAUGUCAGUGUGUCCCACAGCCCAGUGCACUGAUGCAUGGAGAGCUCCGUCAGCAAACACAAGGGUGCUAGGAGGUGCGUUGCCUUCCAUGGUGUCUGACCGCCCGUUUUCAGCCUUGUAUCCUAGUAGAUGAAUUCUCCAGCCCGGAUAUCAAUGUCUGUGGACACCACUGUCCAGCUCUUUCCAGAUUCAGGUCCCUGGGUCUGAUGUCCAGACAGCGUCCUGGAACCUGCGGACGGGAUGCGGACUCAGCAGCCAUACCCCAAACCCGUAGAAAGUGACGUCUUUCCGCUCCGUGUGUGGUGCUUUUUGCAGCUGCUUUGGCAGAAAUCACAAGUUUCCUGUGGAAUAAAGAUGGUCCAAAAGUAGCCAGAAAUUAAAUAUAUAUAUAUAUAUUUUAGUAAUUUAUAUAGUUGCCAGCAGGUAGGCAGACCAGGUCGUAGAGUACCUUCCACUGUUGAGAUAGAGCUUCCGGAAGCUUCUUCCUCGGACAGACCGCGCGGCCCUUAAUAGGUUCUUACACACGAGGAUGUCCAGUGUGGAGCGUCCGCUUUCACCGUUCACUCUGAAACCAAAAACCAUGUACCACCAAAGCCAGACCAGGUUCCCUGCGUGGCGUCUGCCGGGUGGCACACGUCCCCGGAGCCCACUGUCUCUGCUUCAUAAAACACGUGCAGGGUUUAAACGCCAAUCACAAACCGAUCGACUUGAUUCCCCGGCAGCGACCGUAAGGCCUUCCUCUCGUUAGCAUUCCUCAUCCUGCAUCCCGGCUCGAGAAACAGCUCUGUGAGCCCAAACGUCAGUAUUCUCGCACGGGAGCCCACGCAGGCCCUUCCGUGGCGCCUCGUGGGCCGUGCCACGGAUGUCCGCGGCAGGGGCAGCGUGGAGCACGCGAGGGCGGAUCCGGACUGUCGUGCCCCGAGCGACAUUUCACUCCAGGUCUCCAAAAACGUUCUUAAGACUACUAAGGCAUUUCUUGUAAUUCCUUUAAAUAUGUAUUUCUUAAGAAUUCAAAUUUGUAAUAAAACUAUUUGUAUAAAAAUGAA
Molecule: messenger RNA, 6334 nt
Organism: Lepus europaeus (European hare)
Lineage: Eukaryota; Metazoa; Chordata; Mammalia; Lagomorpha; Leporidae
Gene: COL4A1
Product: collagen type IV alpha 1 chain
Exons: 52
Coding region: 29-5038 (1669 amino acids)
Cellular component (GO): basement membrane; collagen trimer
Molecular function (GO): extracellular matrix structural constituent
Source: RefSeq, a predicted model, not a curated record